CUUUGUCAGCACGUCCUUGCUCAGUUUCAGACUUUUUUAAUUGUCGACUCGUGGUUGAUUUGACAAUGAGAUUUCAGUUUAACUGUUAAGGUGAGAGACGAUAAAAUGGGCGCGGGUGGAGGUUCGUGUUCGUCCACCAGUAUCACAGGCAAGGGGCCAGGCAAGGCGGUUCAGAAAAAGGACGCCAAGCAGGCAGGACCCAAAAACGCAGCAGGGAAGAAACCCGCAGCACAACCUGCCAAAGAGACGACCAAAAAGGCUGACGCGAGUUCUUCAAGACCAGCUGCUAUCAAGGGAACCGGGGCGCAGAAGGCCGUGCCGAAGAAUGCGGGUUCCACUAAAGCGAGCAAGACUGUGGCUUCCGCCAAGAGCAAAGCAUCUACGCCUGCUGCCAAGAUUGGGAAGAAGUCGGCUGCAGGUUGUUCAGCAUCGGGCU
Molecule: messenger RNA, 436 nt
Organism: Amoebophrya sp. A25
Lineage: Eukaryota; Dinophyceae; Syndiniales; Amoebophryaceae
Source: the annotation of a GenBank genome assembly